AUGUCGCAGGAGAAUGGCCAAGGCUUAAUGGAUACGAAUGGUAAGGACUUUAGGCUGUUUUUCAAUUUUAGGUGUUAAUUUUAAAUUUUGGUAGAAACAAAAAAACUAGAACAUUGGAUAAAAAAACUGAAAAACGAUUUUCCAGAAGCCUCAUCUCAACCAGAACACAGUCCAGACGGCUCGAACCACAGUACGAGUCCACCGCCCUCGUCGGCUAGCUCUUGGCUUGAAGGGGGCGUCGGCCAAAACUGUACUCCUGACCGGUCGCCAUCUGAUCACGGUAUUGUAGAGGUGUCGGAUAAAGAGGAAGAAGAAGAAAUGGAUGAAGAAGCUUUACACUACAAUCUACGCUGUUCCAGCCUUGGGCUGGGACCACUAAGACCGCAUCGAAUGCCGCCAACUUUAAUGGCAUGUGGUCAUCCAGCACCGCCUACAGCCAAAAAUCAACGUAAAUCUUGGGUCAGUAACGGUCGAACUCAUUGUACCACAUGCAACCCGCUGACUAGUAGCAACAUGAUCAAGAACAGCGAGGAACGGUCGGGCUGGCGCAGUACCAUGAUUCAGUACGUCGAAAAGAGCACAUUCCCACCACACGUUCUUAACACAAAUGAAACAUUUAUAUAUAACGGAGAUAAUAAUGGAAAAAUCUCAAUUCCAAAGCUUCCAAAUCAGACUUUUCUCAUGGAUCUUGAGUUGUUUGUACCUGUUGUUUGUGCUGAAGACUUAUGUCAAGUGCCACUCAGAGCACUGAGUUGCUUCCGGUCGUUUGUAUCAAAUGAUACGAGGGUUGUGGAGUUUUUCCAGGCUUUACAACCACAAACUUUGGCUCAUUUUUCGGUUGGGUUGGUCGAAACAGCAUUGAGGGUGAUGGAAGAUCCGACUGAAACCGGUGAUCUGGCCUUCAGAAGAAGCCGUGUGGCGUUACAAACGUUUUACCAUACAGCUGCUAGGGUUAUGUUGUAAGUGUUACGUUAUUUUGUACUUUGCAGUUGGGAUAGUGUCAACGAAGCAUAAUAUUUGUAAUAUUUUUUAUUAAAACUUAUGAUUUUAGUUUCCGAGACACGGUAAACAAACAUCAGUUGCCUCAAUGGCUUAGCUUGCUAAGGGUUGAAUUUCUACGGCACGACAUGAUAUUGUGCAUCUUUGUUACUAUUAAAGAUUUACAUAAAUGUAAGUUUUGAAAAAAUCUGUAAAUGAAAUUUGAAACAAUUUUAAAAAGGAAAUAAUCGAUUUUGUCGAUCUUUUAUUUGUUUAUAACAUUUUUAUACCUACAUUUUGAUUUUUCAGGGUUUUUUAACGCUGACGAUCUCUACCUCCGCCUUCUGACGGACCUCAUAAUAAUCUGGAGUAAUCCCGCUUUGAUGGCCGACAAUCGUCACGCCGUUCAGCAGAUAUUUGUUAGUCUACUGGAGAAUGAACCUACUUUCUUAUACGAUUGUUUCAAAGCACUGGAACGGGAGACGUUCUCGGAACUUUUGGCUAUUACUGACAAUCUGGUUCAAGCUGUUAAUAUGUCAAGAAGUCGGGAAAUUGAAAACGAGUUGAUGGAUAUUAACGGUGCUAUUCGGGAAAACAUUCUGGCUCAUCGAAAGGUAGGGUUUUAGGCUUAGUAAGCUUAAAAAAUAUCGAUCUUAUUUUAGUUCUUCCUUCACCGAUCCAAUCUUCAAUUCCUUGUGGAUAUGUUUGAAAUCUUGGAUAAGGAAAUUCAUGAAGGCCGGAGCUACAACCGCUACGAGAUUGGCGUUCGUCUUCCAAUGAUUAUCGAUAUUAUUUAUUUUUGCUCAUUGUUCCGUGCCAGUUACGACAGUGUCCUCUUCCAAAGCCAAAAAGCUGUCAAAAUUCUGUGUGGUGUUUUGAAAGCAGUAAGUUUUAUUUUAUUUUGAACUUUUGUGUUUUUAGGCAAUAACUCACUAACUUGGACAAUUCUAUCUGUUCUGCGGCAUAUCAUGUUUAAAAAAUUAUCGUAAAUGCUGUUUAGGUUGUUUUUGCUCAAAAAGAACGAGUCCAAGCUUCGAUUGUGUCGGGUACAUCAACUCGAAUUCCAUCGCACAUUAACAGAAUACCUCGGUCGGACAUUCCAGUAAGCCCGGUGCAAGAUGAAGAUCAAGAAAAUGGCGCAGAUCGUGUUCCGAAACAAAAGCAGAGUAAGCAUUUUUGGUAAAAGUUAUUAUUUUUUUGUAGUUUUUAAUCGGUUUUUGGCAGAAUAGUUAUUUCUGCUGUUUCAGAGUUCUCUGUGGAACGCUACAUGAAGGAUUCGAUUCGAGGCCUGUUGUAUAAGAAGAAGACCAAAGACGAAAAGGGCAAUAACACACCAACAAAAGAACCAGAUGAAAACAAAAAGGAUGAAUUGAUGGAAGAAGAUGAACUGAAAGAAGGACAAAAGGCUUCAUCAAUCAAGUCGGUGGAAUCAGCCGAUGAACCUGUAUCAAAACAUCCACGCUUAGACGCGAAACAACAGUUGGCAUUGGUCAAAGGUAAGAUUAUGUUUAAUGGAGUAAUUAAAAUUUUUUGAAAAAUUUAACGUUACUAUCUGCUAUCUAAACAUUUUGCAAGAAUUAUGAAACUAAUAGCUUUGACACAGAUGUUUUAGGAGUUUUGGCGGCCGAAAAGAAUGGCGAUUUGGCGAACGAUGUGGAUGACGAUGAAGAAGAUGAAGGGGAAGAAGAAGAGCUGGACGAUGAAGACGAGGAAGAAGACGACGAGGACAAUGAACACAUUCCAAAACAUAUUGAAGGCAUCUUCGCACCUCGUGCCGACAUUUUCUUCACACAAUACCUGGCUCAACGUCCUUCCGACACAAUUCCAGAAGAAGAACAAACGUACCUACCGUAUAUGCGACUGUUCCAAAUGAUCGCCAACCGAACGUUGCCACAACACUUGUUCAUGUCCUUAAAGCAGGCUACGCUACGCUCAAUUGGCGGACUUUGCCGAAUGUCGCCGAAGAAUCAGGUGGCAGCGGGAAAAUUGGACGUUAUCAACUUGUUAAUUCAGUGCACAAUGAAAAAUGACAUGGACAGAGCAUCGGUGGUAAGAAUUUUUUUAGUUUUGUGUUUUUUUUUACCUUAUUAUUUUGGUUGGUACCUUCUAUUUUUAGCAAUUAUGUUAUCUUUUUUAGUUCCAUCAUGGUUUGAGCACGUUACGAGCACUAUGUGUCGAUUGCCAUGAGAAUCAACAGAGAUUACUGGAGAUUUUGGAGGUAAGUUUUGUCUAAAAUACGUUCUACCAUCCUGUAAUUUUAAUUUUGUACUUUUAUUAUAUUAUAUUAACAUUUUAGAACUGUUCACAGUUCAUCGACGGACCACGGAUGGUCGCAGCGAUGGGCUGUCGAAUCCUGACCGACGAAAGCGGCAAACAGAAGCUGGUACCGUUGGUGGAGCUGGUUCCCAAUCAGCCAGCGGCGGCGCCGAAUGCUCCAGCCGCCAAAUGA
Bursaphelenchus okinawaensis is the source of this 3427-nucleotide messenger RNA. The record is from the annotation of a GenBank genome assembly. Lineage: Eukaryota; Metazoa; Nematoda; Chromadorea; Rhabditida; Aphelenchoididae.